Molecule: messenger RNA, 6281 nt
Organism: Varanus komodoensis (Komodo dragon)
Lineage: Eukaryota; Metazoa; Chordata; Lepidosauria; Squamata; Varanidae
Gene: GSK3B
Product: glycogen synthase kinase 3 beta
Exons: 12
Coding region: 685-1986 (433 amino acids)
Biological process (GO): regulation of microtubule cytoskeleton organization; regulation of neuron projection development; negative regulation of canonical Wnt signaling pathway
Cellular component (GO): beta-catenin destruction complex; cytosol; glutamatergic synapse
Molecular function (GO): protein serine/threonine kinase activity; beta-catenin binding; tau-protein kinase activity
Source: RefSeq, a predicted model, not a curated record
AGGAAGGAGGGAGAACGGAGCCCGUUCGUCAGGCCGCCGCCCCGCGCCCUUCCGCCCCCCCCUUGCCUCCUUUCCCCUCCUCACAAGGCCCCACCGAUUUCGCAGCCGCUAGUGUCAGAUCGUUUUCGCAAGCGGACGCCUUAUCCUCGGUCGCGGCGGCGGCGUCAUUCUGGUUUCUGUGUUCUUCCGCCGGACGAAAUAGUCCGCCUUUUCGCUUCUGUGUCCCUAGUGCCCCCACCCGCAAGGGAAAGGGAGUCUCUGCCUCCGCCUUCUCGUGUGACUGGCUCUCUUGACAAGGGAAGAAAGAAAAGGAGCAGCAGCAUCCCCCAAGCCCGCAUUUGCUUUUUUCCCUCCCCGUUGCCGCCUCGCAUCGGAAAGGGGCAGAGGGUGGGUGACUGGAUUGUGCAGCGUUGGGCGGAGGCGGCCGCAGGCCCCGGCGCUGCUGCUGAUGGAAAGGAAAAGGAUGGUGGCCCUCUUUCGAUAAAGCAACGCGAAGGCUGGGGAAAGACUCUGAGGAGCAGGGGCGCCCCCUUGUAAGGUGGGGGGCUGGAUCUUUACAGUCUGCCUUUUUUUCCUUUGCUGUGGGCACCUGAGAGGAAGAAACAGCGCAAAGAAAAGGAAACGCGAAGCAGAAGAGGCGAUAGUCGAUCCGGCACGGGGCGGGGGGAGGGAAAGCAAGAAACCAUGUCAGGGCGGCCGAGAACCACCUCCUUUGCAGAAAGCUGCAAACCGGUGCAGCAGCCUUCAGCGUUUGGCAGCAUGAAAGUUAGCAGAGACAAAGAUGGCAGCAAAGUGACCACAGUGGUAGCAACUCCUGGACAAGGUCCAGACAGGCCUCAAGAAGUUAGUUAUACAGAUACUAAAGUGAUUGGAAAUGGAUCUUUUGGUGUUGUAUAUCAAGCCAAACUAUGUGAUUCAGGAGAGCUGGUUGCCAUCAAGAAGGUUCUACAAGACAAGCGGUUUAAGAAUCGAGAGCUUCAAAUCAUGAGAAAGCUCGAUCACUGUAACAUUGUCAGAUUGCGCUAUUUCUUUUACUCCAGUGGAGAGAAGAAAGAUGAGGUAUACCUUAAUUUGGUUCUGGACUAUGUUCCUGAAACAGUAUACAGAGUUGCUAGGCAUUAUAGUCGAGCCAAACAGACACUCCCCAUGAUAUUUGUGAAGUUAUACAUGUAUCAGCUAUUCCGAAGUUUAGCCUAUAUCCAUUCCUUUGGAAUAUGCCAUCGGGAUAUAAAACCACAGAAUCUUUUGCUGGAUCCUGACACAGCUGUCCUAAAACUUUGUGAUUUUGGAAGUGCGAAACAGCUAGUCCGUGGAGAGCCUAAUGUAUCUUACAUCUGCUCUCGGUACUACAGGGCUCCAGAGUUGAUCUUUGGAGCCACCGAUUAUACCUCCAGUAUAGAUGUUUGGUCAGCUGGCUGUGUACUGGCAGAAUUAUUACUAGGACAACCAAUUUUCCCAGGUGACAGUGGUGUAGAUCAGUUGGUGGAAAUAAUCAAGGUCCUUGGAACCCCUACAAGAGAGCAGAUUAGAGAGAUGAAUCCCAAUUACACUGAAUUUAAAUUUCCUCAGAUUAAGGCACAUCCAUGGACUAAGGACUCGUCAGGAACAGGACAUUUCACCUCAGGAGUACGGGUCUUCCGGCCCCGCACUCCACCAGAAGCAAUAGCGCUAUGUAGCCGCCUGCUGGAAUAUACCCCCACUGCACGACUGACUCCACUAGAAGCAUGUGCACACUCUUUCUUUGAUGAAUUACGGGACCCAAACAUCAAACUACCAAGUGGGCGAGAGAAACCUGCACUCUUUAACUUCACCACUCAAGAAUUGUCAAGUAAUCCUUCUCUGGCUUCGACCCUCAUACCUGCUCACGCUCGGAAUCAAGCAGCUGCUUCAACACCCACGAAUGUUUCAGCAGCCUCAGAUGCUAAUGCAGGAGAUCGAGUUCAGACCAAUAACGUAGCUUCCGCAUCAGCCUCCAACUCCACCUGAAUUGGUCACAAGCAGCAGCCCGUACAGGAACAAUCGCCAGUGCUUUUGAGUCAUGCUCGGCAAUACUGGUCACACUUGGAAAGAAAAUGUAAAAAGGGGGAGGAAAAACCCUAUUCAUUAUAGUGUUCAAUUUUUUAAUUGUUGUUCUUAUUUAACCUUGUAAAAUAUAAAUACAAACCAGUUUCAUUGUAUGCUCACUCUGCAGGCUCUUUGGGGCAGGGGAACAGGUGGGAUGGGAACAGGGCAAGUGGAGAAAGGAACACACCCAUGUCUCUUCCCAUGACAAUCUGCUAAUGUCAAACAAUUGCUGUUGUUACUUCAGAAUCAAGAAUCUUGUCUCAUGCCCUCCCACAACAAAAACAAAACCCUCAUUCUUCUGAAGCUCCUUUUUUUUAAGCCUCGUAUUGUUAAGUAAAGUUUCAACUUUUGGUGUAGUGCACAACUUGAAUUUGGUCAGGAGCUUAGCAGGAGUUGCUCACCUAGAAUAUCAUAUUCUGGAGAACUUAAUUGGAGUCAGGAGGAAAGACCAGGGGAGGUGCAAAAGUAUGUUGAAUUGCCAAAUAGAAGUGUGGGGAGGGAGGAAUUAUUGUGUGCAUGAAGCUUGGAACAAUAGGAGCCAGAUCUUAAUCCUAAAUUCCAUGCUAGCAUUGAAGAAUUUUGCACAUAUGUAUGGUACAUAUACACACACAAACUGUUGGAUUGAAUGACUUACUCUCAUUCACCUACCCAUAACCUGGUGGAGUUGAACGUUGAAAGAUCUAUAAAGCACAAAAGACCACGGCCAGUCAGUUCCAUUCCUUGACAGAAAGAUAGAGGUGUACUACCUUUCCAGGGACAGAAAAUAAAUCCCUUUCUGCACCCUUCCACCUCAUGUUUGUUCACUGCAAACUAGCCAGCUUUCAUGAAGAAGCAGACAGGAAAAGAGUUCCGGGUGUUAUAAUGUGAAUCAACACAAUAUUUUUGUUACAAUUAAAGCUUUCAGAUUGGCACAUUAUUUUAUAAGUAGUUUUAAAUCAAAAUCUAGAAUUUGUGCCCGCCUUCUUUUCUAACGUUUAUUUAUUGAUCUUUAGCAAUUGCUGUUGUAGCAAUCGUAAGAAUCGUAGACAUAACAAUUUAUUUGCUCCUGCUGACUUACAGAAAGCUCUCUGUGUGUGUAUAUACACAUAUACAUAUGAAUAUAAAUAUAUAUAUAUAUUAUAAAUAUAUACAUAGAUACAGUGCUGCAUUUUUAUUUUUGUUUGUUUAGCUCUGUGGUAGGUCUGACUGAAGUAGAAAUGCCUGUUUCUAAUGUCUGUGUUCUGGAUUAUUUUGUAGUGGCAAAAAGUCUCUCUGUUUUUGAAGCGAAAGCAAUACUCCGUGGAAGGUUCUGGGAAGGUUAUGAGAAGGGCGGCUGGGGCAGUGGUAGCUGCUGUAACAAGCUGUUGUGAGUGGCUUCAGAGGGAUGCCCACCUAGCCUUCCAUCCACACCAAGCCGAGUCAUCAUGGUGCUGGUGGGAGCUCAUUUUGUUGGUCAGUCUUUGGAACCUGUUUGGCCCCACAAGAGCCAGCAGUAGGCAAAUCCUGCCCUGGAAGGCAGCUGAACAUAGAAAAUUUCCCAGGCUCUUGCGCUUGCCUCCUUGAGGGUGAAGGUUUUAAGAGGAGGCAAGUGAGCACUAUUAAAGUUCUGUCUAAUAAAAUGUGCUUGUGGAGGUGGGGGAUUGCCUGCCUAAAAGUCUAGAUGGCUAGAAAGAGCAUUCACAUACUUUGGUAUUAAAAUAGGUUAAAGAACCAUGAGUAUGAAAACCAUUUUUUUUUUACUUCCAAAUACACCAGGUUGCUAGCAAGUGACCUGUAAUGAAGGAGGGGCCUGACCUGGGAUCUGAGUGCAUGGAAAGAGCCUUUGCGUGUCUCCAUGCUGAGCAGGUGGCAUCACAACCAUCGCAAAGGAGGCCCUUGAACGACCCUGGCGAUGAGCCGCUGUUGCAGUCAUGCUGAUAUCGCACAGAGAAGAGAGGGCUGUGGGCUUGCAUCACUUUUUGUUAGUUUAAACCUAGCAGGGGAGAAGGAUUUAAAGCUUUAAUUCUUUUUUAAACGUGUGUAUGUUUAGAAAAAAGGGGAUCCUGAUGGUUUUAUUCAAGGAUCAUGGUGGGAUUGCAAACAAAAUUUUAUACAAAUGUAGAUCCAGGUGUUUCAGUACCAUUUUUGUAAAUAAACUGACAAAAGCUCCUCACCAAAUUCAAGUUUGUACAUUAGUUCUUAAAAAUUUGAGUUUUAUUGCUUUGUAUAUAAAUAUGUGGACACAGAAACUGCUGUUAAUGAGCAAAAAGUUACCAUUCAGGGCAGUUAUUUUGUUUUAAUAAUCAGACAAAAUGUAGACGAGCUUUUUAAAGCCAUAUAGUUCUAACUCUGUACAGUAGAUAACCGGCCUGUAUUAUUGUAACAAUAACUCUAGCGAUGUAUAGUAUAUCUAUAUAGUUUGGAGUGCCUUUGCUUCCAUGAUUUUUUAAUUUAAUUUUAUUCUUUUUUGUAACAGAUAUCUCACAAAUGGAAAUACCUUUGCUCCCCUUCUUUCAGAGAUUUAAUGGUCAAUAGAAAAUGCAUCCAUAACUUUGCAUUUCAAAUCAUGACUUUCUUGUACAUGUUUAAAAGUUCUUCACAAUUCCAGUGACCGGUUUCAUUUUAUGUUUGCCAUCGUGGCAUCUUAAGUGGCAGGUUUACAUUUGGUUCAUCUUUUCCAAGCACAUUGUCAAGAGGUCUUGGGAGGAGCAGUUUCUAGGACCUUUUUAUUCUCCGGAGGAAGAAUUCAGCAUUGUAAAGAAGCAGUAAUGGAGAGGAGGAAGAAUAAGUAGGAUCCCUCCUCCUCACGCACACUGUAUGUUACAGAUCUUAAAAUUUGCAAGCUUUUUUGGCCAAAUAUUAAUUUGAGAUAUUAAGACCCUGUAGUUGUAAAUUAUCACCUGCCUUCCCUGUCCCACCCAAGCUCAAGUUUUACUUCCUUAUAAAAUCAUUUAAAAGUUGACCUUAAAUUCUUGUGCCCAGCUAAAGGCCUUGCUUUUAAAACUUCAUUCACUUGUAUGUUCAACCUUGUUACCUUCCACGUGAGAUUCUCUUCAAUGGCAAAAUGCUGAAAUUUUUAUCAAACCAAAGGUUGCUGUUUUGUUUUUUAAAUCUUUUUGUAGGCAUCUUGUGUUCAUUCCAGUAAGGCAGAGGCUGCAUUUUUUCUGGUGACACGAAGGUCAGUGAUGGCAUUUUGUUUCUGACAGUCCACUCAGCAUUUUAUUUUUGUGGCUUGUUUUUCAGUGUAGUACCCUGUGCUCUCUCCAUCUCUCCUUCGUCUGUGUUGCAACUCUGCAUGUACCUGAGAUGGCAUUAAAUGAUAUUAUUGUGUCCCUGACUGAAGGUCAGUCAACAUGCUGGUUAUCUUAAUUUUGAAGUAAGUUCAUUUAAAUAAAAGAAAAAUGUGGCUUUUUCAACAUAGAAUGUUUUAAAGUCAUCCUUCCUUUAAUAUCCCGAGUAAUGGUGGAUAUUUGUAAUUAGUGUUAAUUUGAAAUGUUCCCAGAUUAGUAAUGCUUCUCAAGAACCAUUACCAAUAACCCUUUCUCCAUUACAAAUCUCAGCAACUAGAGGUCAAAAGCACAGCUUAGUAUCUACUCCAGGAUCUACAUUUUUCAAAUACAUGCAUCAGAGAGCCUUAGAAUUCCCACUGUUUCUACAGGAGCUAAUUUCUUGCUUCAUUCUGCAACGAGACAAUGAAAGCAAAACUAAAAAAACAAAACAAAAUUAAAGACUAGUACGUAAAGGAUUAGCUUCAGAUACUUACCUUCCUUCCUUGUGUUGUUUGUUCUUGGUUUUCUGGAAGAACAAUUUAUAUAUAUAAAUAACAAUUUAUAUAUAUAAAUAAUAUGCUUGCCUGUAAAAUUUGCGUUUGUUACUACGUUGCUAAUAGAUCACUUGGGCUUGUGCACAAACUUAGCGUGAUCACUUCCAUCUUAAAAGCAGAAAUCUAAAAUAUAUAUAUAAUGGACUGUGGGUUGUAUACAAAAUAUUGCAUACACAUGCAAAGCUGUCUUGAUUCAAAGAAGAAGCAAAACAUGUAUAACAUUAUUACUACUUGAAUGCCUCUGUGACUGAUUACUUUUUCAUUUUAAAUAUAAACUUUUUGUGGAAAGUAUGCUUAAUGUUUUAUUAUUUUACCUCCUCCCUUCUGCUCCUUUGUAAAUACAUUUUGUUCUGUGUGACUUGGUUCGGAAAUAGUUAACUGGUACUGUAAUUUGCAUUAAAUAAAAAGUAGGUUAGCCUGGACAUGGAAUUUAAAA